Pelobates fuscus (common spadefoot toad) is the source of this 2290-nucleotide messenger RNA. It is a transcript of the gene CCDC77, whose product is annotated as coiled-coil domain containing 77. The coding region runs from base 308 to 1786 and encodes 492 amino acids. The record is from RefSeq and is a predicted model, not a curated record. The transcript is spliced from 12 exons. Lineage: Eukaryota; Metazoa; Chordata; Amphibia; Anura; Pelobatidae. Gene Ontology annotation, cellular component: centrosome.
UACAGUCUUUGUAAAUAAAAUCUGUCUGGAUCUGAGAACUACAUCUCCCUUCAUGCCUCGGGCACAGCUGACCAAGUACUGUCCAAUGCUAUUGGAGGAGUAGGGUCAUGGGACCGCGUGAACGUAACGUGUCACGUUGCUGUGAUUGGCUGAGGCGGAGGAGGUUGUGAUUGGCUGGUAGCAGGGAGGCGGUCAGUUUGUGUUACAGUUGGAAAGCGGUGUCCUGGCGGCAGUAGUCCCGCGGAGGGAGCGGAGUGUGUGCAUAUCGGUCAUUGUUAAUUGGAGAUUUUCUCAGCGGGUGUAAGAUAUGGCUUUGACACCCCCUCGAAAUACAUGCCAUGGCAGGUAUGGUACAUCGCCAUCACAGGACUCAUCCUUAUCCUCCAGCAACCCAGUCAAUCAAAUGGAUUCUACCCCAUUGCCUCCAGUUAAUGAGCGGUUGGCAUACCUGCGUCCAUCUCGAGAGCUAUUGGAAUAUUACCGGAGGAAAAUUGCAGAGUUUGAUGAAGAACAUGAAGAUUUAAUGAAGCGGCUUGAGCAAUAUAAAUCUACUUAUGAGGAACAGCAUAAACUGCAAUGGGAAAUGAGGCAGCGAGAGGAAGAGAUUGCAGAGCUGCAAAAAGCUCUAAGCGACAUGCAAGUUUUCCUCUACCAAGAACGUGAGCAUGUGCUGCGCUUGUACUCUGAAAAUGACCGACUCAAAAUCAGAGAGCUGGAUGACCGAAAGAAGAUACAACAGCUUUUGGCACUGGUGGGGACCUGCAGUGGAGAAAUAACCUACUUCCAUAAGGAACCUCCAAACAAGGUAACUAUCCCCCAGCGUACUAUUCAGUCUGGAGAUCCACAUGAGAGGAGGGAACAACACCAAAAUCGUGCAGGUGGUAAGCGAAUAACAUUGAAACCCACAAGCAAAGAAAACAUGAGGGUCGCAGAGAAGAAGGAUGAUCAAACACUCUUGCUGCAGAUAGAGGCAUUGCAGGCACAGCUAGAAGAGCAGACACGGCUGUCUAAAGAGCAAGUGGAGUCCUUGUUGGAUGACCGGAGGAUUCGAAUGGAAGAGGCACAGGUGCAGCAUCAGAGGGAUCAAGACAAGGUCAAAGAACUGACUGAGAAAUUGAAUAAAACUCAAAAGCUGCUCUAUGAAAGCACAAGGGAUUUUUUGCAGCUGAAAUUUGAGGGCCGAGCUAAUGAGAAAUCUUGGAUGGCAGAAAAAGACAGGCUUCUGCGGGAUCUAGACCGUUGCCGAGACCAGCUAACUGUGUCCGAGAACCCCGAGCGAGAGAAGGACCAUGAGAUGGAGGUCCUGCGUCUUUCACAAGCUGAAAGAGCAGCUCGGACGUCACGGAGUGAAGAAGUUAAGUCCCUCACAGAGCAAUUGGCACAAGUGCACCGUCUGUCAGAUAUGUACCGGGAGCAGUGUGUGGCACUGGAAGACGAACUGGCGAGGAUCCGAGAAGAGGGUGACGUGGGGCGUGAAAUCUUUAAGGAACGUUCUGAUAAAGUGGCCAAAAGACUGCAAAUGAUGACCCAGCGCUAUGAGGCACUGGAAAAGAGGCGCAACAUGGAGGUUGAGGGCUUCAAAACUGAUAUUAAGUUGCUCAGGCAGAGGUUAAAGGAUGUAGAGAAACAGCUGUUCAAGGUAACUUUAAACAUUGGCCCAGACCAAGACCUCGCCAUCCUGAGUGCUGUGCGCCAAGGGAACAAACGCACACACAAAAUCCAAGGGGAGCUGCGCAACCUAAAAGCCAAAAUCUAUGGGCUGGAGAAUGAGCUCCGAAUAGGAUGAAGGAUUUUUGCAGUUAUGAAAAUCGUUGUUGGAUACAGUCAGACUGAAAUGCUAACCUUAAUACAAAGAAGUGAAUUAAAUGGACAGCUGUUCUCUCGACAUGUUUAAUUGAAAUUUAAAUUAUUAAAGAUUUUUUGUAUUUUUUUACUACUGUAUUAAAGUUCUAUUAAAAGCAAGUAAUGUUACUAUAUGUGACUGUUUGUAAUUGUGAGUUUCAACAAUAUUUGUAUUCAAUGUUGUGAUGCAAUCAUCAAAAAAAUAAUUUUCGCUAGAACAGUGGUUCCCAACACAGUCCGCAAGUACCCCUUACCAGUCAAGGAUUUAUGGAUUACACCUUAGACACACCUGGGUAAUCCCUAAAUCCUGGACUGUUAGGGGGUACUUGAGGACUGGGUUGGGAGCCACCACUCUAGAACAUUCAGAGGUGGUGAUGCAAGUGGUUGAUUUUUGGGCAUAGACUGUAUACACUUCUGUUAUUUUAUAGGACUUGACACUUUUUUGAAC